AUGCUGCUGGAGAAGCGCCGGUCGGCUCCGGACCGAGAUCUCGGCUCCCCAUCCUCUUCCUCGCACUCUGCAUCGGCUCCGGCAUGCUUCUGGACGCGGAGCAGCUCGCCGCUGCCGCCGCCGAACAUCUCUGUCCGGCCUUCGUCAUCGUCUCGUCGCGUCGUGUUCUCCGUCACGGCGCUCUUCAACCUGGCCAUCUUCUCGCUCAACUUCCUGGUCGCACGCGGGCGAGCUGCCGGGGGACCAAGGCUGCUGCGCCGCCCAACCGUGGGAGCCAGAGCAGCGCCUGCUGUCUCUGCGUCGAAAUCUCUACUUGCCCCUUUCAUCGGGCUCUGCCUCGCCAUGGGAGCGGCGCUGCACGCCAAAUCGCUCGCCGCCGCCGCCGCCGUGUACCAAAUCGACCCUGCCGUCGUCGUAUGCGUCGUACUCGCCGGCGUCGCGUUCUUCUACUUGGCGGUCCUUUCCAUUCACAAGACCCUGGCGAGCCAUCGGGCCGAGGACGAGCCCAAGCAGCUGCCGCGCUCGCGUGGACUCCCUCUGCUCCCGUUCGUCGUCCUCGCGCUCGCCAUCUCCGCGGCGUCGUCCUUGGAGACCGUCAUGGCUGAUGGCGCGCCCGAUCUCCCUCAGGACGCCUCCGUUUGGGCCGCACUGGCCCUCGCCAUCUCAUUCAAUAUUGCUAUUGGCUCGCUCUACUGCUUCAUCAUCGAUGGACCUCCACCGCCUGCUGCCGCCACUGUGGAGCCGUGGACACGGACUAAGUCAGCCGGUGCUAUCGUUUCCUGCAUCACCGCCGCUGGUAUAGUAUCGUUCAUGCUCCUUGCCUGUGGUGGUGCAUCAGGAGCCAUUGCAGCUCGCAGUUGA
Molecule: messenger RNA, 861 nt
Organism: Miscanthus lutarioriparius
Lineage: Eukaryota; Viridiplantae; Streptophyta; Magnoliopsida; Poales; Poaceae
Source: the annotation of a GenBank genome assembly